AUGUCUAAAUCUCCAUAUGAUUACUUCUCACAAGACGAGUGGAACAAUUUGCUGACAAUUUCUCAAAGCCAACCUAAAAUAAAAAAAUUCAACAGAAGAAUCGAUUUAAAUAAAAGUGUUGAAAGAGACAAGAAAAUUUACAAAUACUCUGAAGAAAGGCUGAGAGAGUUAUCAAAGCCAAAAAGAAUGCCAAGCUCGUCUUCUGAUGAAGAAAUCGGACCAGGGACUUAUGAUGCCAGUGAUGAGUUUUUGUCGAACAAACAGAGAAUUCCUACAGUUAAAUUUCCAAAAGCGAAUUUAAGAUUGAAAAAGUCGCCUGAUUCGCCGUCUGCUUUUACGUAUACGCCUAAAGCUGAAAAAGUUAUGCCAAAUCCUCCAGCAACACGAUUUAACAGAGCGAAAGUGAAUAGACUGAUAAAUUUUCAGGAAUAUUUCGACAGAUCUCCAGGGCCAAAAUAUGCAUGAAAACUCCCUGUUACUCCAACUGUAAAAUUUAACCCGAGCAAGACGCCACCACUUUAUCAUACAAAAGAUCCUUCUCCUGCGCCGAAGUGUUUAGAUUCAAGCACACAUAUAUAUUAAAUUAAGAGUUUAACAUUAGAUCACGCAUCACCUGCACAGGUUUCCCGCUAAUCCGAGAGUGUCGUACAUCACGUUGGUACCAAGACUGCAUGACCCCUUGGCUUUGAGCGUUCGGGUUUCGACAACUGCUCUUCCAAGUCUUUGGGCUCGAUAUGGGUUGUCUGCACAGAAAUUUCAAAAAAUGAAAUUUCCGGCCAACUGACGAUCAAAGUUCCAACUCAGAGCCCAAGGAGUAAUUCUUGGCUUCAAGCUCGGGAGUUACCUGAAGGGUCAAACACUGCUAGGCUUCUCCUUUCCAACUUUAAGCCUUCCUUUCUCACGAGGUAAAAUCCAACCCUGCAAAGGGAUUUGGAUCAGACUCUGCACACUGCCGGAAAUACUUACCUGAUAUUGCUGUCCAUUUCUGGGUUGCUAAAUCUUUGCCGGAUAUAAUUAAAUAUGUACUCGAGUUUGCAUUGCCUCCCGCCAUCCUUGGGCCAAGACACCAUAUUUAAUUAUUCUUUAAUUGAAGCACAAAGUUUAAUUUCAGAUUUUGCUCAACAGAGAGGACAAGGAGAGUCUAUUAUCAAGAAAUGAUGGAUCAAGAUAGCCCGGUUCCUGAUCAAUAUAAAACUGAUAGGAGCGUUCUUAAGCCUGUUUAUACUUAUAUGAAAAAUAAGUCUUUUCAAAAAAGAGAUGUUCCAGGAGUUGGAGCUUAUACUCCAGAACCUCAAGGCUCAAAAAAAUUCCUUUAUUCUUUUACAAAAGCUAAAAGGGAUUUAAAUUGGAAAAAAGGUAAAUUAUAUUUAGUGAAAAUUAUUUAUGAACUCAAUAGAUUUCAUUUAUAA
Blepharisma stoltei is the source of this 1409-nucleotide messenger RNA. NCBI's taxonomy places the organism in Eukaryota, Ciliophora, Heterotrichea, Heterotrichida, Blepharismidae. The record is from the annotation of a GenBank genome assembly.